AUGAUUUCGUCCCAACUAACAAUCGUGGGUUGUGGCGUCUUUGGCCGCGCCAUUGUGAAUGGACUGUUGUCCGACACGAGCCAGUCUUACUCCUUGAGUUUAACUCAUCGCCGCCCAGACGCUGCCAAGAGACUCCAAAAUGACUACCCUAACGUCUUGAUAACCACAGACAACACAGACGUACGUAUCUGGAGAUCGCCACAGGACUUGGGAACGAAACAUAUCGUGGUGAUCGCUACGCAGCCUCGCUAUACCGGAGAUGUCUGUCGAGAUAUUAGACAGGCCUUCCUGGCGGCCGAUAGAACACAGCAGCUUGUCGUGGUCACCGUGUGCCCCGGUAUAACUAUCAAGCAGCUCGAAAGCUGGCUGCCCUUGAACACAUCAAUCGUGCGGGCCAUGCCUAACACUCCUAUUGCCGUCCGACAGGGUGCUACCGGAAUCUUCCCCAACCAAUGUACAUCCUCGGUGGUAGCGUCUGAGGUCCAGUCCAUAUUCAAGCGCAUGUCUCCAGUCGUCGCUCUGCUCCCGCGUGAAGACCUGCUGGACAUCGUCGCGUCCAUAUCCGGCUCCGCCCCUGCGUAUUUCUUCUACUUAUUGCAGAACCUCGUGGCUUCCGGAGCUGCUCGUGGCCUGCCUAUAGAUAUUGGGCGUGAUCUGGUGGUACAGUCCUGCUUGGGCGCGGCUGUUCUGGCACAGACUGCGCCCAAAACGACGCUGUUGGAGCUUCUGGGGGACGUUUGCGUUCCUGGAGGCAGCACUGAGAAGGCAAUACAAACGCUAGACCGCUUCGAGUCAAGCAUGGCGAUACAGGCGGCUGUGGAAGAGAGCUGGCAUGCCAACUGUGCCAUGAGCAAAGAGGCCCUUACUGAGAUGGGUAAUAUUUCGUAG
This is a messenger RNA of Neoarthrinium moseri, 888 nucleotides long. RefSeq lists its product as uncharacterized. The record is from RefSeq and is a predicted model, not a curated record. Gene Ontology annotation, biological process: L-proline biosynthetic process. Gene Ontology annotation, molecular function: pyrroline-5-carboxylate reductase activity. The transcript is spliced from 2 exons. NCBI's taxonomy places the organism in Eukaryota, Fungi, Ascomycota, Sordariomycetes, Amphisphaeriales, Apiosporaceae. The coding region runs from base 1 to 888 and encodes 295 amino acids.